Messenger RNA from Manihot esculenta (cassava), 2368 nucleotides. RefSeq names its product serine/threonine-protein kinase Nek6. The transcript is spliced from 14 exons. Gene Ontology annotation, biological process: protein phosphorylation. The coding region runs from base 277 to 2232 and encodes 651 amino acids. Lineage: Eukaryota; Viridiplantae; Streptophyta; Magnoliopsida; Malpighiales; Euphorbiaceae. Gene Ontology annotation, molecular function: ATP binding; protein kinase activity. The record is from RefSeq and is a predicted model, not a curated record.
AUAUUAGUGCAGUGUCACUUUACUUGAUUUUGUCCUUCCACCCCUCUCUCUCUCUCACCCGAGUAAGAAACUCAUAAUUAUGAAAUGUAGCUUUACUCAACUUUCUGUCUUUCACCUUAUAAGGCCACUUCUCACUGGGUCAGGGUUACUUCAGUGGUCUCUUCUCUAGAUUCAUCUCUCAUCAAUUUCACUCACUUACCCAGUAAUUAACUAUUGCUCCACCAGCUGUUGGUGUUACCUUUUUCCUCUUCUCUCCUUUUCUUUGGGAGGUUUUCAAUGGAGAUAGAUAACAGUGAAGUGAAGUCCAAGAUGGAAGACUAUGAAGUCAUUGAGCAGAUUGGGAGAGGAGCAUUUGGUUCUGCUUUUCUUGUUCUUAAUAGAACUGAGAAUAAGAAGUAUGUGUUGAAGAAGAUUCGCCUGGCCAAGCAGACUGAGAAGUUCAAGCGAACAGCUCACCAGGAGAUGGACUUGAUUGCAAACCUGAACAACCCAUACAUUGUGGAGUAUAAAAAUUCUUGGGUGGAAAAGGGAAAUUGUAUAUGCAUAGUUACGGCCUAUUGUGAAGGUGGAGACAUGGCUGAGAUUAUAAAGAAGGCUAGAGGCAUUUUUUUCCCGGAAGAGAAGCUCUGCAAAUGGUUGGCUCAGUUAUUGCUAGCUGUGGACUACCUACACUCUAACCGUGUGCUUCACAGAGAUCUUAAGUGCUCCAACAUAUUCCUUACGAAGGACAAUGAUAUCCGUCUUGGUGACUUUGGACUUGCAAAGCUGCUUAGCACAGAAGGCCUUGCUUCUUCGGUUGUUGGCACUCCUAAUUACAUGUGUCCUGAGCUCCUAGCAGAUAUACCUUAUGGCUACAAAUCCGACAUAUGGUCGCUUGGCUGCUGUAUGUUUGAAAUGGCUGCACACCAACCAGCAUUUAGAGCUCCUGAUAUGGCUGCGCUAAUCAACAAAAUAAACAGAUCUUCCAUUUCGCCUCUCCCAAUUAUGUAUUCCUCCUCACUGAAACAAAUUAUUAAGAGCAUGCUGAGGAAGAACCCGGAACACAGACCGACAGCUGCAGAACUGUUAAGACAUCCUCAUUUGCAACCAUAUUUACUUCGUUGCCGCAAUGCAUCUUCUGUGUUUCUUCCAAUAAAGCCCAUAAACAGUACAAAGGAGAAAACAAGGAGAAAAUCAUUAUCUGGUAAGCCUAGUGGUGGCAGUGACAAAGCCAAUAAGGACAGGGACGCCGGGCCAGUCCACCAGCCAGAAAGUGGUAAUCCAUUUGAGAGAAAUGGUGUUGCACAACAAAGCAAUCAACCUCAUAUUAACAUCCCAACGUCAACAUCCAGUGCAGAAGACAGCCUUGAGACCAAAAGGGUUGAUCCUACGAGUUAUACUGCGGAAGUAUCAGAUUCUAUGACUGGUCCAAAAGACAGUUCCACUGAUUCUGAAACUAGUAUUUGCAUUGAAGACAAGCAAGCUGAUUCUAGCAGUCCAGCUCAAAAAGAUGGCACUGACAUUGAGUUUACAUUGAAGAGCACCCUGAAUGCACAACAUGAAGACGAGACUACCUCGGAGCACUUUCAACAACUUCAAGAGGUUAAUGUCAAUCAUGUUCCAGCAAAGGAUCAACCGACAUUUUGCAAGCAGAAAGUUGUUGAAGAAGCUGAAACAGAGGGAGAGGGUGCAACAACAGGGGAGAGCAGGGAAUUGGCGUUGACUAGUCUAAGCUGCAUCGAAAAAGAUGCUCCUGCUGAUGAUAAAAGCUCGCCAUCACCUAUAACUAAGCCUUAUGUAGAGCCAGAAUUGUGUUUAAAGAAACCAGAAAGCCCUGAUGUGUAUACAGAAGAAACUCAAAUGGAAUACUUAUCAUCUGAAAGUAACGAUGUCCUUCCUUGUAAAGAUGAAAUUCAAGCAAAACCAGAUGAGAAUAAUUGCUCCUUGCAAAUGGAGAAAGAUGAUGCUUAUGGGAUGAGGGUACCAACACCAAGUGAAAUUUCAUUGCUUAAUACGAUUGCUGCAAUGCAUGGUGACGAAACCAAGAAUGAUUGGGAGAAUCCUGGUCAGCAAAGAGCAGAUGCUCUCGAGUCUUUGCUUGAGCUAUGUGCACGACUACUUAAACAGGACAAAAUCGAUGAGCUUGCCAGUGUGUUAAAGCCAUUUGGAGAAGAAGUGGUCUCAUCUAGAGAAACAGCAAUCUGGUUAACAAAAAGUCUCAUGUCACAACAUAAAUUUAAUGGAGGGACCUAAACUUCAGGUGAUUGCUGCUAAUUUAUUGUUAGUAAAAAUAUGUAUGUAUAAAUUUUGUUGGCAUAAAAAUGAUUUCUUAGAGAGUGUUGUUUGAUUGAAGGGCAUAACUUAUAAACAUAUUUUUCUGAUUGUUUUA